AUGAGGGUGAAACAGAGGAGAAGUUCUGUGCUGAAUGAAACAUCGGUAAAGUCCUGCACAAUACCUCAACGAUGUAUCUCUGGUUCCAUUAAUUUUGGAAUCCUCAGGGCAACAGUGAACACCAAGUGCUGUAGCACUGAUCUCUGCAACAAUCAAAGCACUCCUGCAUUGGCACAAAAUUCCCCAAAUGGGAAACAGUGCUUCAGCUGUGACCUCAAUAAUGACUGCACGUCAGUUAUUAACUGUCUGGGAAAUGAAAACAAUUGCAUCACGGCUACAGGUAAGAAUCUUUUGAGUAGCAAAGCAAGUUAAAUGCAUACAAAAUAGGGGGAAAUGGGGAAAAAAAUGAUGUAGCAAUGUAUGAAGUGGAACUAAAAUCAGACCAAGACUUCUGUUAAGAAUAGAUGAUUCAUUGGUAAAAAUCACAUCUCUGCUAUUUUUCCACAUCUUUUCAUAUGCAGAGCAAAAG
Messenger RNA from Scleropages formosus (Asian bonytongue), 469 nucleotides. RefSeq names its product urokinase plasminogen activator surface receptor-like. The transcript has 3 exons. Lineage: Eukaryota; Metazoa; Chordata; Actinopteri; Osteoglossiformes; Osteoglossidae. The record is from RefSeq and is a predicted model, not a curated record. The coding region runs from base 1 to 312 and encodes 103 amino acids.